AAUUUAAGAGUUGAGAUGAAAUGACCAAUAGUGUUCUGUCUGACGCCGUUAUCUUUUGUUGAACGCGUCUCUCGAGUCUCACCAAUCGUCUAUAAACCCAAAUCUUGGAUCUUCAAAUCUCUUUCUCACUGGUCGGAAAACUUCAAAAAGGAAACCAUGAAAAGCAAUCUACCAGUCCUCCCUGAACGGAGGCUCUUCCUCGCAAUAUCUGCCAUCGCACUCAUCGGCGCUGGCCUCCUUCUAUUCACCUUCAUCGGCCCCGAUAACACUCGGUUCUUCUGCAACCAGCCCACCUCCGAUAACUUCCAUCCCAUGACGGCUCCGAUGCAACUCAAAGCCAUCCUCCACUACGCCACUUCUCGAAUCGUCCCUCAACAAUCCUUCUCCGAAAUCACCGUCUCCUUCGACGUUCUCCGAUCGAUUUCCCCUUGUAAUUUCCUCGUUUUUGGGCUCGGUCAUGAUUCAUUGAUGUGGGCGUCGUUUAACACCGGUGGAAAAACUCUUUUCCUUGAAGAAGAUCCGACGUGGGUUCAGACUGUUCUGAAAGACGCUCCAGAUCUCAACGCCGCUGUCGUUAAGUACCGGACAAAGCUCUCCGAGGCCGACGAGCUUAUGAAUACGUAUCGAUCGGAACCGGAAUGUGCUCCAUCCAAAUCUUACAUCCAGGGAAACACCCGAUGCAGGUUAGCACUCACAAGUUUACCUGAUGAGGUCUACAAUAAGGAGUGGGACAUGAUAAUGAUAGAUGCGCCGAGGGGUUACUUUGCGGAGGCGCCGGGGAGGAUGGCUGCGAUUUACUCCGCCACUGUGAUGGCGAGGAACAGGAAAAAAUCCGGCGUGACGCACGUGUUUUUACACGAUGUUAAUCGGAAGGUGGAGAAAGCUUAUGCGAAUGAGUUCUUGUGUAAGAAGUACCUAAAGCAUGCUGUCGGACGAUUGUGGCAUUUCGAGAUACCACCGGCCAGUAACAUCACCGGCGGGAACGAUGGUGCUUGGUUUUGCUAGGUUGACUAACACGAGUCAGUCGUUUUUUGCUUUCAUUAGUUUUUUAUUUAUCAUUUUAAAUGUUUUUCUUUCUUCUUUCCCCAAAUCAUUAUACCAUUUACCAUUUGCUUUUAAUUUUAAGACAUGUCUAAUUUUAAUUUUAAAAUAAAAUUUUUAUGUUUAUUAAUAGAUUAAUAAAUAUUGCUUCUUCGUUGCUAA
Messenger RNA from Lactuca sativa (garden lettuce), 1203 nucleotides. Its product is annotated as glucuronoxylan 4-O-methyltransferase-like protein (DUF579). NCBI's taxonomy places the organism in Eukaryota, Viridiplantae, Streptophyta, Magnoliopsida, Asterales, Asteraceae. The record is from RefSeq and is a predicted model, not a curated record. Gene Ontology annotation, biological process: xylan biosynthetic process.